Messenger RNA from Suillus bovinus, 723 nucleotides. RefSeq lists its product as uncharacterized. The transcript is spliced from 4 exons. NCBI's taxonomy places the organism in Eukaryota, Fungi, Basidiomycota, Agaricomycetes, Boletales, Suillaceae. The record is from RefSeq and is a predicted model, not a curated record. The coding region runs from base 1 to 723 and encodes 240 amino acids.
AUGAAUGGUUCUUCCACUUCUGCAAUUGAAAUAAGCCUCUGGUGCACUUGGGCCCUGACAGUCACUCACGAGGCAUGUGAAUAUAUUGCACAGAAAUUCAAUGCAGAGAAGACAGGAGGAGACCCAGUGAUACCUUCUCCUAACCCAGACACUGAUCUAGUGAUGGCCUGUGAUCGAUUGGUAGAUCGCCUCAUAAAGGCAUAUAAAAAUCCGAUUCAGAUGAACAUUGACAUUGCAAGAUAUAGCAAAUUGAUCUCCCCGAAGAACACCGGGCACAAUGAGGAGAAAGAGGAGAAGUUGCUUAAGAGAUGUCCUCCCGGCCAUGAGGGGACAAGGUUUGUGGACAUAUCUGCCACCAUUCUAGAUGUGUCCAGCACCAUCAUCACAUGGUACCUCCCAGACACCCUGACAGCCGAAACACAGAAGGAAAUUUGGGCAGCCACCGACUUGCUGUCUCCGAGUCUGGAAAGAAGUGUGAAGGUCGAUGGGAAUUGGCGAACCAAUCUGGAGUGGUUCAAACACCGCUCAGAAGAUGUUGGCUUACCUGCCGGGUGCAUCAAUUCAUCUCCGGCAUGGUUUCAACAGGGGCAUGAGAAUCUAGCGGACCUGGAGGUAUCUGCAUCAUUAAAGGGACCAUUGUCCAAGGGAAUCCUAAAUGCCAUUGCAAGGCCGGCAGCCAUCACAUCAGCGGCACUCAGGAUCAUGCAUCUGGAGCAGUACUAG